UCACGGCGAAAAGGAAAGCUUUCACGGCGAAAAGGAAAGCUUUCACGGCGAAAAGGAAAGCUUUCACGGCGAAAAGGAAAGCUUUCACGGCGAAAAGGAAAGCGGCCAAAACAAGGCGCGCAGAGGCUGGGCCGCGUUUUCUCGAAGUGCAUCAUGGGGAUAAGUACAUGCACUUAAUACGGUCAGCGGUUGAUUAUAUCUCCGCCAUAGAAAUCAAAAGCUACAACUAUGUUCUGUUCCAACUGUGGACAUCAAAUCGAAAACCUGGACAAGUUUUGCCCUAAUUGCGGAAAAGGCCUGACAGAGGAUGCAUCUGACUCAGACACAGACAGCGAGGUUGAAUUUGAUGAAGAGGAUGUAAUAAAAUAUUACUUCCAUCGGGGGUUUGAGUACCAAGAAAUUAUCCUAUUUCUUGCCAAGAAUCAUAACCACACUAUCAGUUACAGUACUUUGUUAAGAAAGCUAAAGCUGUAUGGGCUUUCUCGARGGAACCUGAAUAGGCGGCAUAAGCAGACUGAUGUUCRGAAACGUAUAGAAGAAAUUGUGAAUGGACCAGGAUCAUCUGGAGGAUAUCGUUCUGUUUGGCAUACACUUCGGCUAGAGGGCUUCUCAGUUCCGAGAAUUAUUGUACAGCAACUAUUGCAAGAGAUAGAUCCUGAAGGUGUUGCAACACGUAAAGGGCAUCGCCUAAAACGAAGAGUUUAUAGAAAUCCAGGUCCAAAUUAUGCAUGGCACCAGGAUGGUUACGAUAAGUUGAAACCUUGGGGGUUCCCAAUACAUGGUUGCAUUGAUGGCUUUAGUAGACGCAUACUGUGGCUUAAAG
Molecule: messenger RNA, 823 nt
Organism: Actinia tenebrosa (Australian red waratah sea anemone)
Lineage: Eukaryota; Metazoa; Cnidaria; Anthozoa; Actiniaria; Actiniidae
Source: RefSeq, a predicted model, not a curated record